AUGGGUUAAAGUGAUGACAGAGGUGCUACUCCCUGGCUCCAAGGGCAAGUUCUCAGAGUGCUCCCGCCCUUACCUGUCACACUCCUCAGAUCACCAGGCAGACCUGAGCUCCUUACAUGCUGGGCUGUGAGGAGCAGGAGGGUUGACUCGACUUUUCUAGAAUGGCUAAGAGUUGACAGGCCACAGGGCUCACGUGAGGAGAAACAAUUCAUUUAUUCAACAAACAUUUACUGCUCACUGCGUGCUGGAUACCCUUGGACCCCUCCUGCUUGUGUUUUUCUCUCCAACAUUUUAUGAAAAAUUUUAAACCUAACAGAAAAGUUGGUGAAAGAAUUGUACACUGAACACCAAUAUAUCUACCAAAUUUUACACAGUACUUUGUUAUAGUUGUUUUAUCACAUACCUAUCCAUUUCUUUAUCCAUCCAUUAAGUCACCUUUUUUUUGACUGAUGUGUUCUUGAACCAGUCAAAGCCUUCACUCCCCUGGAACGAGGCCAGACAACUUACCCAUCGCAACUUUCCACACAGGGGUGUCCUCUCUCUCAAGCUCAGCCUGAAGCUCAAUAACAGAUGGGCUUUAUAAUCCAAGGGCUUGCUUGUGGGAGCCCCAAGGCCUGGAGGUUGUCACAGAUUUGGUAGCUGUUGCCCUUCAGCCACAACUUCAGUCCAGUGAGUCUGCCAGUCACUGAGGACUCACACCUUGCCCUUCUGUAUGCCAGGCCCCUCACAAGCAUCAUCCAUCAUUAAGAGUGUGGAUUCUGGAGCCAGAGAGAUGAAGCUUUGGGCCCAACCCCACCAUGUCCUGGUGGGAGUCACCAUCUCUGAGCAAACCUGUGAGAGUGAAAAUAACUGCGACGAUGUCUUAGGAUUUACAACCUGCCAGAACCUCCCUCCUGGCCAUAUGGCCCUAGCCUUCCACAGCAUAACUGGCCACAGCUGGGCAUUCCCUCCACCAGACAGGAACACCCCUGGGUGCUGAGCAGUAUUCUCUGAGAAUCUGGGGCCCCUAAUAGUCCUGGGAGACCCCUUCCCUGAACCCAGCCACCAGGUUGCCACUGUAGACCUAAUCUGUCCUUGGAUGUGAGGUGUUUCUGGGCUAGGGGCCCAAUCAGAGGCUAGGCCUUGCAGGGUGGAGGUGGUGAGAGCCUCACACCUGGGUUCUGAUAAGUCUAGGCCUCCUGGGGCCCCUGGGUUGGGGGACCUUGAGCUAAAGAGACCCUCCUCCUGACUGGAGCGUGGGAGGGGGCUGAGCCUACAACAGCUGGCCUGGCCUUAGGCCCAGGACUUUGGCCCAAGGACAAGGAGUCUCAUAAAUAGCCAGGCCCAGGUCUUGACCUCACACCUGCCACAAUGCUGCUGUUCAGACUGACCCUUAGCCUGGUCCUCUUCGGUGCCUCCUGGGAUAAGUCCUCACCAGCCCAAUGGCUAGACUGCGUCAUUCCCGCCAUCAGACCCGCACUGAGCUAGAGGAUCGUCCGUGGGGAGAACCCAGAGCCAGGCUCCUGGCCCUAGCAGAUGUCCCUGCAGGACAGCAGUGGCUUCCACUUCUGUGGUGAGUCCCUCAUCAGCCAGUCGUUGGUAGUCACUGCUGCUCACUGCAAUGUCAGCCCAGGCCGCCAUUUUGUCAUCCUGGACGAGUACAACUGAUCAUCCAACACUGAGCCCGUGCAGGUUCUGUCCCUCUUGCAGGCCAUCACACACCCUAGCUGGAACCUCACCACCAUGAACGACUUGAUGAUUCUGAAGCUUGCUUCACCAGCCCAGUACACAAUCAUCUCACCAGUCUGCCUGGCUGCCCCAAUGGAAGUGCUGACUGCAGGCCUCAAAUGCACCAAUGGCUGAGGCCGCACCAGUGGUGUGGGCAAUGUAACACCAGCAUGUCUGCAGCAGGCAGCUCUGCCCCUGGUCACUGUGAGUCAGUGCAAGCGGUAUUGGGGCUCUGUCACUGAUGCCAUGAUCUGCGCAGGUCGUUCUGGUUCAUCCUCACGCCAGGGUGACUCUGGAGGCCCCCUUGUCUGCCAGAAAGGCACCGCAUGGGUGCUCAUUGGCAUUGUAUCCUGGGGCACUUCCAACUGCAAUGUGGGCACACCUGUCACAUACACUCGGGUUAGCAAAUUCAGCACCUGGAUCAACCAGGUCAUAGCCUACAAAUGAGUCCACCAUAAGCCCCUCUCCUGUCUCAGUCCAAUAAAGACUCCAGGCUCCAUUCUGUGUAUUCUUGUCUGUCCUCCUGACUCUGGGGGAAGGAGGGGCUCUUGGGGGUCCUGGUCCCCACUUGGACUUCGUUUUCUGACAGAGCAGGUGGUGAGAAGUCAGGAUCUUCCUACAGUAGCUAUGCCCAGGCUGGGGCCUUUAUCCCUCCUCCUCCUGAACAAUCCUUGGUCCUACAACAAGGAGCCAGGACUCACGGAACAAAUGGGCAGCCUUCCCUAGGGAGGGCAGCUUGUUUAUUGAGUACAGAGAAUACAUUUACAAAAUGAGUACACAAAAUAAAUAACUGCACAUUCUCCAUCCACGGUCCAUGGCAUGAAGGCCCAGGUGGAGGGCUAUGAAAGGCCCAAGUCUCCAAACCCCUUUGUCCGACCCUCAGGACCAGGCCCAACCUGAGCCCAAGAGGGAAUAAAUCCCUGGGGCUUCAGGCCUCCAGAGGCACUUAGGGGAGGUGGGGGGCCAUAACAUUCAGGCUCUCCACUGCCUCCCACCCCAGGGCACUGGCAGACGGAAGGAGGGGGUGUAUAAGGCACAGUCAACUUGGCAUAGAGUGGUUAGUCUCUUUGGCUUGGUUUCCCACUGGAGAAGGCACACGCAGAAAGAGGAGAGCCUAGCUAAGGCUGCCCACUGGGAGGAGCUGAGUAGGGACCAAACCCUCCCUUGCUGGCAGGGGCCCUGCAGUCCAGCUAUGACCAAAGCUGGGCCCUGACCCUUCCCACUCCCUAGAAGCAGCUGUGGAGGGAGGGAGCUUGGGGAUGGUUCUGGCUCAGACUUUUGGAAAAGCAGCCACCCAGCCCCACCCACCUCCUGCAGGGGCCACCUCCAUCUGAGGCUCAGUGGGGCCCAGACUGGAAGGCUAAUGCUGUGAAAGGAAGCAGGGGCAGGCUGAUGGCCAAGGCCAGCUGUGAGAAGGCCAGUGCUCCUAGGCACUCAGGGUUCAGAGGCAGGUCACAGAGUAUGGCUAAGUUCCAGAGAGAGGUGUAUAGAAGCUCAGCAAAAAGGGAGGACCGAGCAGCCCAGGGAACCUCACCCAUGCAGCAGCUCCUCCCUUCCCACUUCCCCUUGGAGGACAAUAGAUGUGCAAGGUGGUCACUCCUAGGCUGCCCACACCCAUUCCAGACACUAGAUUGUGCCUUCAUGCAGCUGCUGAGGAAAGAACAGUAGGAGGGCUGACAAUGAAGUCUUGAUGGGGUUCUCCUGGAAGCCCCUACCUUCUGCCUUGGCCCAGGUACCCCCAUCCCCAGGUAGCAGCAGUGGGGUUCCCUGUAACCCUCCACAGUUGGGAGGGAGGCACCUGGGGAAUAGAGCAAGUAUCCAAGGGGGAGAGGGAGGUGAUGGUAGGCUCUGCAGAGGCACUGAGGGCAGUGGG
Molecule: messenger RNA, 3580 nt
Organism: Trichechus manatus latirostris (Florida manatee)
Lineage: Eukaryota; Metazoa; Chordata; Mammalia; Sirenia; Trichechidae
Gene: CTRL
Product: chymotrypsin like
Biological process (GO): proteolysis
Molecular function (GO): serine-type endopeptidase activity
Source: RefSeq, a predicted model, not a curated record